CCUUUCAUUUCUGGUUUUCUUCUCUUCACUUUCUAAUUUACCGGUACCUAGAUAGCCUGAAUCUCGCGAUGAUUUUUCUCGGAAGAUCCUCAACGUCCCUCAAGCAAUUGUCUCUGAUCCAACGUCUCCAAAUCCGCCAGCUGUCCGUCCCGCCACAAUCUCCAUCCUUUCCUCGGUCCCUGAUCAGUGCCGUAGAUUGUGACAAAGAUUCCGGUUAUGGUUCUCUGAUUACAUGGUUAUCGGGGAUCACAAUCGGCUCCAGCCUGGGGUUACUUUACUGGUCUUAUACCUGUAAUUCAGAUUUUACGAAGCAGUUAUUGACUUUCUCUGACUGUUCAACGUCAACGGUGACCGAUGAAUCUACGGUGCAUAAUGAUCUCAGUUCUUUCGGUAGUUCCUUAUUUCGAAAACUGUCACUGCCUGAUUACAGCUCUACCUUUCUCUUUGGAGAGGCAUUUAGGAGAAAGAUUUUCUUCAAUUAUGAAAAGCGAAUAAGACUGCGAAGUUCUCCAGAGAAGGUCUUUGAGUACUUUGCAUCAGUACGAUCACCAGAAGGAGAAUUACUUAUGACACCAGCAGAUUUAAUGCGAGCAGUUGUUCCUGUUUUCCCUCCAUCUGAAUCCAACUAUGUCAGAGAUGGGUAUUUACGAGGGGAAAGGAGUCCUGGGGAUUUACGCUGCGAUCCUUCAAAAUUUUUUAUGCUCUUUGAUGUGAACAAUGAUGGACAUAUAUCCUUCAAAGAGUACAUCUUUUUUGUAACUCUACUCAGCAUACCAGAAUCACGCUUUUCUGUGGCCUUCAAGAUGUUUGACAUUGACAACAAUGGGGAUAUUAAUAAGGAAGAAUUUAAGAAAGUGAUGGCAUUGAUGCGAAAACAUAACAGACAAGGGGCUCUCCACAGGGAAGGAUUUCGUAUUGGGCUAAAGGUUAAUGGUUCUGUGGAAAAUGGGGGUUUGGUGGAAUAUUUCUUUGGUGAAAAUGGAGAUGCACGUCUAAAACAUGAUAAAUUUGUUGAAUUUUUGGGAAAUUUGCAUGAUGAAAUGCUGAGAUUGGAGUUUGAUCAUUAUGAUUAUAAGUUACGACAAACCAUAUCAGCUGAGGACUUUGCGUUGUCCAUGGUUGCUUCUGCUGAUAUGGGCCACAUAAACAAGUUGCUUAAUCGGGUUGAUCAAUUAAAGAGUGAGCCACAUCUUAGAGAAAUACGCAUUACAUUUGAUGAGUUCAAAAGUUUCGCAGAGCUACGAAGAAAGUUGCAGCCAUUUGCUUUGGCCCUUUUUAGUUAUGGGGAAGUAAAUGGCUUGUUGACCCGGAAGGACUUCCAACGAGCUGCAUCCUAUGUUUGUGGUGUAUCACUCACGGACAAUGUGAUCGAGAUCAUUUUCCAGGUGUUUGACACAAAUCGUGAUGGAAACCUAAGUGCAGAAGAGUUUGUUAGAGUUUUGCACAAACGGGAAAGGGACAUUGCUCAACCUAUGGAGUCAGGAAUCAUGGGAUUUUUAUCUUGCUGUGGGAACUGUGCAAAUAACUGCUCCCUUGCACGAUUCCUAUGUUAAUCCAUUAUGUGUCGGAGUAUAGUCUCAAGAAUUUGCAGUAAUCAGCCUUUUAAUUCUGUGAUUAGGGUUUCUUGUGAGUUGAGGUGGAGCAGUCAACGAGCAAGGAAGUUUUGAAGCUUGACCCAUGAAGAUUUUCUUCUUGCUGCUACAGCAAGAUAAACGACUGACCUACUGCUUCUGCUCUCUGCCAAUCGCUGGGAGAAUCGGAACCUGUUGUACAAUCAAACUGCUAACUUCCUUUUUAGAUGUUGCAGUUGACGAACAUUAGUAUACGUAACAUGUACACGUUGAGGUCGAUACUUAUACCUGUACAUACAUAUAUUUCAAUGAAACAUCUAGACAAUGUCUUGGACAAGUUAGGUUGAUCCACCUCUUUUUUUUUGUAACCCAAUGAGAAUGUUUCAGAAUUGUUCCCAGUGUAUUUUGUAUAUUUAAAAGAUGUAUUUAUGUAUGAGCGUGUGCAUGGUGCCUUUAUGUCAAAUACUUAAGAGAAGCA
Pistacia vera is the source of this 2049-nucleotide messenger RNA. RefSeq names its product calcium uptake protein, mitochondrial. NCBI's taxonomy places the organism in Eukaryota, Viridiplantae, Streptophyta, Magnoliopsida, Sapindales, Anacardiaceae. Gene Ontology annotation, cellular component: uniplex complex. The coding region runs from base 69 to 1553 and encodes 494 amino acids. Gene Ontology annotation, molecular function: calcium ion binding. The record is from RefSeq and is a predicted model, not a curated record. Gene Ontology annotation, biological process: mitochondrial calcium ion homeostasis; calcium import into the mitochondrion. The transcript is spliced from 7 exons.